Oncorhynchus keta (chum salmon) is the source of this 6504-nucleotide messenger RNA. RefSeq names its product trafficking protein particle complex subunit 10-like. Gene Ontology annotation, biological process: early endosome to Golgi transport; intra-Golgi vesicle-mediated transport. Bases 811 to 4506 code for a protein of 1231 amino acids. Lineage: Eukaryota; Metazoa; Chordata; Actinopteri; Salmoniformes; Salmonidae. The transcript is spliced from 23 exons. The record is from RefSeq and is a predicted model, not a curated record. Gene Ontology annotation, cellular component: TRAPPII protein complex.
GAGCAGAGGACUGUCAAUGUAUCAAUGACAAGUUCAAAUCAAAUUUUAUUGGUCACAUACACAUGGUUAGCAGAUGUUAAUGCGAGUGCUUCUAGUCCCGACCAUGCAGUAAUAUCUAACAAGUAAUCUAACAAUUUCACAACAACUACCUUUUACACACAAGUGUAAAGGAAUUAAUAAGAAUAUGUACAUAUAAAUAUAUGGAUGAGCGAUGGCCGAACGGCAUAGACAAGAUGGUGUAGAGUACAGUAUAUACAUAUGAGAUGAGUAAUGUAGGGGAUGUAAAUAUUAUAUAAAGUAGCAUUGUUUAAAGUGACUAGUGAUACAUUUAUUACAUCCAAUUUUUAAUUAUUAAAGUGGCUAGAGAUUUGAGUCAGUAUGUUGGCAGCAGCCACUCAAUGUUAGUGAUGGCUGUUUAACAGUCUGAUGGCCUUGAGCUAGAAGUUGUUUUUUGAGUCUCUCGGUCCCAGCUUUGAUGCACCUGUACUGACCACGCCUUCUGGAUGAUAGCGUGGUGAACAGGCAGUGGCUCGGGUGGUUGUUGUCCUUGAUUAUCUUUUUGACCUUCUUGUGACAUCGGGUGGUGUAGGUGUCCUGGAGGGCAGGUAGUUUGCCCCCGGUGAUGUGUUGUGCAGACCUCACUACCCUCUGGAGCGCCUUACUGUUGUGGGCGGAGCAGUUGCCGUCUCAGGCGGUGAUGCAGCCCGACAGGAUGCUCUUGAUUGUGCAUCUGUAAAAUUUUGUGCUGGCGACCAGAGCCUGUUCACUGCCCUCUACACCUCUCUGGCACAGCAGUUACCCAAGGAGCCCAUGGAGUGGAGGAGGUCCUACGGACGCGCACCAAAGAUGAUUCACCUCGAGGCCAACUUUGUUCAGUUCAAAGAGGAGCUGCUUCCUAAGGACGGAAAUAGAGCCUUGCUCACCUUCCCCUUCCUGCACAUAUACUGGACAGACUGUUGUGACACAGAGAUGUACAAGGCGUCGGUGAAGGAUGACAUGCUGCGGUGGCAGAGCACCCUGCGGCUGCACGGCUCAGUGGACUGGCUCAUCGUGGUGGUGGAGAGCGAAGCCAAGAAGAAGAACAAGACCAACAUCCUGCCGCGCACCUCCAUCGUAGACAAGAUCCGCAACGACUUCUGCAACAAGCAGAGCGACAGGUGUGUGGUUCUGUCUGACCCUCUGAAGGAGUCGUCUCGGUCCCAGGAUUCGUGGAGCUCCUUCCUGACCAAGCUGCGCACCUUGCUGCUCAUGUCCUUCACCAAGAACCUGGGCCGCUUCGAGGAUGACAUGCGCACACUCCGCGAGAAACGCACCGAGCCCGGCUGGAGCUUCUGCGACUACUUCAUGGUGCAGGAGGAGUUGGCCUUUGUGUUUGAGAUGCUGCAGCAGUUUGAGGAUGCUCUGGUCCAGUAUGACGAGCUGGACGCUCUCUUCACUCAGUAUGUCCUCAAUUUUGGGGCUGGAGACGGGGCCAACUGGCUGGGCUCGUUCUGUGCCCCGGUGAAGCGCUGGAGCGGGCUGCUCCUGCGGCGGCCCAUCGACAUGGAGAAGCGCGAGCUGAUCCAGCGCGGCGAGGCCAGCCUGCUGGACCUGCGCAGUUACCUCUUCUCCCGCCAGUGCACCCUGCUUAUCUUCCUCCAGAGGCCCUGGGAGGUCACCCAACGAGCCCUGGAGCUGCUGCACAAUUGUGUCCAGGAGCUGCGCCUGCUCGAGGUGUCUGUGGUCCAGGGGGCGUUAGACUGCUGGGUGUUCCUCAGCUGUCUGGAAGUGCUGCACAGGAUCGAGGGCUGCUGCGACCGCGCCCAGCUAGAGGCCAACUGCUCCCACACUGUCGGCCUGUGGACCUACGCCACAGAGAAGCUAAAGUCUCUGGGCUACCUGUGUGGCCUGGUGGCCGAGAAGGGCCCCACCUCCGAGGACCUAAACCGCACCGUAGACCUUCUGGCUGGCCUGGGGGAAGAGAGACCAGAGACGGUCAACAGCCUGCAGAGCCCUUACAAAAAACUCAAUGAGGCCUUAUCGUCUGUGGAAGCAUUUGAAAAACACUAUCUGGAGCUGUCUCAUGCUGCAAUGGAGAUGUACAGAGCCAUAGGCAGGAAGCGCUCAUCCCGGCUCAUUGGAAAGAGUCUAGCUGAGUUUUACAUGAAGAAAGGUGACCCGGAGAGAGCAGAGGGCUUCCUUGAUGACUCUCUGAGGUCCUACGUGGCAGAGGGGUGGAGCCUGCAGGUGACUCAUACCAGGAAGCAGAUGGCCGAGUGUCAGAAGCUUUUGCAGCAGACUGAAGACUACCUGCAGACCAGUGCCUUGCUGGCGGGCGACGCCAACCUGACAGAGGAGGAGAGGAAGCACUUCUACCAGGUGAUCCUUACCUUCGCCAGCCAGCCCCCGGCACCCUCAGACCAGACUGUGGCUCUGAGCAUGGCGGCAUUCGCCCAGCUGCGCCAGAUGCAGUUCAGCCCGCCUGGCGCCGUGGUGCACGUGGGUGCCGCCCUGCAGCUGGAGCUGCGCGUACGCUGCCUGAUGCCUGUGGCCGUGCAGGUGGAGCAGCUAGCUGCCACUCUCCACUUCAGCCUGGAGCAGGGCGGGGCGAGGGGCCGGGCGGGCGGCACCCAGAGGAGGACAGGCCAGGGACCACAAGGCCAGGGGGACGGGGUGGUCCUGUUCCCCCAGGGAAGCCCCCUAGCUGGGGCCGGGAUGGGCGCUUCGCUACCCCCCGCACUAGAGCUUUAUGAAAUGCAGGACCGCAGCCCGUCGGACAGCUCGCUCAACUCCACGGGGGUGGUGUGUAAGAACAUGCACCUGCUGCUGCGGCGCCACGACAGCUCAGCAUCCCUAGACACGCCCACUGCCGGGGCACUCCCGGCAGCGGUUGCCGUGGACGACGGGGCCCAGAUGCUGAGGGCACGCGACAUAACGCUACAGCCCGGCGACAACAGCAUCUUGUUCACGGCCCCUACUGGAGAGCCGGGCUCGUACACGUUACGUCAGCUGUGCGGGAGUGUGGGGAGAGUCCAGUUUGUCCAGUCUCACAUCUACCCUGUGGUGCAGUACGAGGUCUACUCCCAGGAGCCUCAGCUCACCAUCGAGCCCCUCUCAGACAACCUGUUGGCAGGCAUUCCCCAGAAGGUGAAGUUCACCAUAGCAACAGGCCACUACAGUGUGAAGAAGGGUGACGCGCUGCAGCUUAGCAAUACAGACUCCAUGCCCAUCCUCCACUCUAGCUGCUGCUCUGCUACCAUCCUGUCCAGCACAGGAGAGCUCGUGGGGGAGCGUGCUCUUUCUGUUCAGUCAUCGGAGAAGGUGACCAGCAUUUCCCUGCCCCCAACCCCUCCCUACCACACCCUGGAGUUCCAGCUGGAGUUGCUGUGCCACAUCCCCCCCACCCCCUUCAAGCCCGACAUCGAGCGUCUCACCAAUGGCGAGGUUCGCCACCGGCCCAAGAGCCACAGUCAGGCAGACAGUGGCAUGAUCCAUAUCGACCAGAAGGUCUCCAUCGACUGUCCUUGGUCCAUCUACUCCACGCUCAUAUCCCUCACCUUCUAUGUUCCUUUCAAAGCCAAGCACUCAAUACUCUCUGCUGGGAAAAGGAAGUAUAUACAGGUGUGUCUCCAGAACGUGUCCGACACAAACUUCCACCUGGCGGACCCGGUCCUCACAGAGCGCCAGCCCACAAUCCCGGUGGAGCUGCUCUCAUUCAAUGGUAAAACACAACAGACGCUGUGCAGUCAGCAGUCAGUCUUCUGCCUGUGGGAGAUGCGUUGGGUCAAACACCUCCCGCUGUGCCUGCAGUGUGCAUUCUCCGCCAGCUUUGCGCCCGUCUCCGCCCCUGACGCAAACACAGCCUUCAAACCCUACCGCUACGAGUUCCAGCUGGACCGGGUCUCUACCCUUUACAGCUUGAAGGCCGAGAUCUUGCCGUCGUCUGGCGACCAGCACUGUCGCACCGGCGCCCUCUGUGGCCUCGAGGUAUCCAUCACACGGCAGGCAGAGCCCAGCGAGACUGAAGGGGAGGAGGAGGAGUCUACAGAAAUAGAGGGCCUGAGGACCACCAAGCUCAUGUAUGAAGUGGUGGACAACAGCAGUAACUGGGCGGUGUGUGGCAAGAGCUCGGGGGUGGUGUCCAUGCCCGUGGCUGCCAGCGCCACACACAGGGUUCAGAUGGAGGUCAUGCCCCUGUUCGCCGGUCACCUGCCCUUCCCCAACAUCAAAGUGUUCAAGUACCUGCCCCACAGUGCCGUCCCAGCCAUUCAGCCAGACACAGACAGCUGCUUAGAGAACGACACCAUGUCCCUGCUGGACAAAGGUCUGGACGACCAGGGCGACACGGCCAGCAUCCGUAGCCGGGGCAGCAUCCACUCGGUGGGCAGUGGGGAGCAGCAGAGGGGUCUGCCCAUGCCCCGGCUGGAGCCCUUCAGUCCGGGACAGGUGUUCUAUUGGAGCCAGGGGCGGCAGGUGCUGGUGCUGCCUGUUACUGACGACCACGUGAUGGAGGUUAACGUCACAUGACCCCUGUGGGCCGCUGCCCCCGCCCCCCGCUGUGCCCCCACCACGCCUGGACCUCUGUGGUUUGGUUCCUGGCUGUGGUUCUGGAACCGGGACGUGGCAUGGCGGCAGGGAACUGACACUGGCUCUCCUCUCAGGACUCAUUGCUGGGCGACCACUGGCCCUGCUCCUGUUCUGGCCUGAGUUCCAUCUGCUCUAUUUUUAACUUGUCAAUCUUUUUCAGUAUUCACUGAAUUCUCAUAUGAAAAUACCCCUCUCUCCCCCCACUGUCAGAGAAGAGGGUUUAGUGUACCUGUAAUACUAGCUCUCUUAUUGGUUCUUGCUCGGUGGAACCCCCCCCCCACACACACCCACCACGCACCUGUGACUGGCUUGCUGGUUCCACUGAUCGUCAACACAACCUUCUGUAUGAGGCACACAUGGACACACUGUGUUUGGACAGGGGUGCUUCGGUUUGUGGUUGUUUGUAUUGGUUGGUGUGUGUCUCUGUCUAUGCAUGACAUGGCAAGUUGUGAUAGAUGAAGGGAAAGAGCGGGGCCAGUUAAUUUGUGUGUGUGUGUGUGUGUGUGUGUGUGUGUGAGCAAUAUCAUCUACAUUUGUCCUCCUCACUCACUUUCAGCCCCUUGCCCCCCAAAACCUGCUGAAUCCUCUAUCCUUUGCUGUAGUCAUCGCGCCACCCUGGCCACUGUACAAACUGUUCAAUAUGUACAUAUUAUUCCAGAGGAAUCCCUGUCCUGACUGACUGUGUGCAAAGGCUGCACCAAAAACGAAUUGUCUCAAAGGAAUAGGUUAGAGGUCAAAUAAACUAUUUUUGUUUUCGAGCAGGUGCGAGACGCACUUAAUCUGAGUACUAACGAACACAUGCUUUUGGCUCCUGAUGAGGACCUAUUUUUGCCUUGUUUUUUGUUGUUCAGGUUUUAAGGUUCACUGAAAUUCACUUAUUCAAGUAUUGGUGAAAUCUGAGAACAAUGGGAUGAAAUUGAACUUGGUUGUUUUCAGUGACUUUUUUUUUCUGAAAGUGACCGUCUGUUUUGAAGUGUUUACCAUCAUGUGUUCUGUAUGACUUUGUGGUUUACUUGAAUGCUGAGCAGGUAAAUUCUAUGUUUAGUGAAUGUGGUGUCUGACCUUUUUCUUUUUUCUCAGACAUUCGCUGUUGCUACGGUAACUGUGUCAGGGAGAGCACUUUAUCUUAGCACAAUUCUUUUAACAAAAACAACCAUUUAGAAGGAGGGGAAAUUUGCUUGUAUAAAUGCGAUUGACGUUAGUGUAUUGACCUAUUUUUGUACUGUGUCGCCGGUCAAGUUCUGUUUGUUGCUCUGUGUCUGUCGGUUGGUAUCUACUGGAGGCCGAUGAGGGCUUUGGGCCUGAGGCCUUAGCACACCCCCUAUACUCCUGUCCUGUAUUCCUCGACCUCUGGGCUUGUAUCUAGCGUAAUCCCACAAACGGAAAGUAGUGCUCACCGCCAGGACGAAAGGCAGAAGGAUUGUUCCCUCUAUCUGGCCAUCUUAAUGAAAGAGAACCCCAUCCCACUCAGAAUCCACAUACAGAACCUACUUGCCCGAUCCUACAGCAACAUAACAUGGGCCUGUCUUUGCAACAUGGGCCUGUCUUUCCAUGUGUCCUCGGUGUGUACGAGGGUGUCUAACUGGUCAGGAAAACUAUGAUAUAUGAAGACUAUGAUAUAUCAGUGCUCGUCUAUGUACUCAUCUUAUUUUAUGCCCAGCUGUAUUUAUUGUCUUUUUUUAUAUAUUAUUUAACGGCAAAUAGCUGGAAGGGAUGGAAUCAGUCACUCACAAAAAUAAAUAAUGCCAUUGGGAAUUGUCUGGUGAUCUUUUUUUUUCUUCUUCAAGUCAUUGGUCACUGAAAUCAGAUUUUUAAAAAUUGUAUGUAAAUGAUUCCAUAGAAGUUCAGCACCACUGAUUGUUUUCAGAUUAAUGAUUUAAACGAAUCAUAUGUAUGCAUUAUACAGUUGAAAUUAAAUAUACCUAUGUUUUAAUGUGA